AUGAGGCAUAGCCUGACCAAGCUGCUGGCAGCCUCGGGCAGCGACUCCCCAACCCGCAGCGAGAGCCCGGCGCCGGCCGCGACCUGCUCGCUGUCCCCGGAUCUGACCCGGGCGGCGGCGGGGGAGGAGGAGACGGCGGCGGCCGGAUUUCCCGGCCGCCAGCAGCUGCCCGGCGACGAGGGCGUGUUGGAGGCCGGGAGGGGGAGCCGCGGCGGCGUGGCCGUGCGCGCGCCCUCGCCCGAGGAGAUGGAGGAGGAGGCUGUCGCCAGCGUCCCCGGGGAAGAGACGGAGGACAUGGACUUUCUGUCCGGGCUGGAACUGGCGGAUCUGCUGGACCCCCGGCAACCGGACUGGCACCUGGAGCCCGGGCUCAGCUCGCCCGGGCCUCUCUCCUCGUCCGGCGGAGGCUCAGAUAGCGGCGGCCUGUGGAGAGGGGACGACGACGACGAGGCCGCGGCUGCUGAGAUGCAGCGCUUUUCAGACCUGCUGCAGAGGCUGUUAAACGGUAUCGGCGGCUGCAGCAGCGGCAGUGACAGUGGCAGCGGCGAAAAGAGGCGGAGAAAGUCCCCGGGAGGAGGAGGCGGUGGCGGCAGCGGCAACGACAACAACCAGGCGGCGACAAAGAGUCCCCGGAAGGCGGCGGCGGCCGCUGCCCGUCUUAAUCGGCUGAAGAAGAAGGAGUACGUGAUGGGGCUGGAGAGUCGAGUCCGGGGUCUUGCAGCCGAGAACCAGGAGUUGCGGGCCGAGAAUCGGGAGCUGGGCAAACGCGUACAAGCACUGCAGGAGGAGAGUCGCUACCUACGGGCAGUCUUAGCGAACGAGACUGGACUGGCUCGCUUGCUGAGCCGGCUGAGCGGCGUGGGACUGCGGCUGACCACCUCGCUCUUCAGAGACUCGCCCGCCGGUGACCAUGACUACGCUCUGCCGGUGGGAAAGCAGCAGCAGGACCUGAUAGAAGAGGACGACUCAGCGGGAGGAGUGUGUCUUCAUGUGGACAAGGAUAAGGUGUCGGUGGAGUUCUGCUCGGCGUGCGCCCGGAAGGCGUCGUCCUCUCUUAAAAUGUAGGGUCAAGUAAUCUGCUCUUUAUCCGCGUUUACCCCUUUCAACUCCCUUACACCAUGUAAAACCUUAGUGGGACAUCUUCACUGGACACAUUUCAGAGGAGGAAAAAAAAGUAAUAUUGAAUCUUUAAGUGUUUAGCUAAAAGCAUGAAUGUGACACUGUAACCAACUCCUAAUGAUAACAUGUGACUAUUAAAUCUCUCUGACAGUUUCUUUUUUAGGUGAUUUCCUUCCUGCCAGGCUCCGUUGUAGGGGUUACAGAACAGUCGUUCCCGCCUCACAACCUGUGGAUACAGCUGUUGGGGCAGAAGAUACGGGACCAGCUGCUGGCCACAUUUCCUGCUUUAUUUUAAAAGUUAUGGGCUCAAAGAAUUUAUUCAUCUCUAACAUGACAUUGGAAAAUAAUGGAUGAAAUAGGAAAAAUGAUUGUUGUUAAUGCUGACUGUGGGUCUUAAUCAAAAGGUUCUGGAAGCACUUAGCAGUGUCUGCAAAAACGAAUCUUUUCCUACAACCUGUUAACUGACUGGACUGAUGGUAACAAAGUAAUUGUGGGAGCCAUGUCGAUCAAAAAUUGGCAUCUGCUGAAAAAAAUGAUUGCCAUUUUCAAGUUCCCAAAUUACUUCUGUACUGAUUUCACUUUCCAGAAAUGGAGAUAUGAAAAGAUUCUCUGGAAUCCUUGAAAGACUUAAUAGAAAUACAUGAGACUAAGUUAAUUUUGGAACAAAUUUUUUGUCUUUCAUGGGAGUGAUACUCAGUUCUUUGCAUACCUUUUAAAAAUUGUAACCAUUGGAGAAGAGAAUUAUAGUAGUUCAUCAAGAAAUAUUAGAUUCUUUACAUAAUCGAGAGCACAUUCUAUGGAUUUACAUUUAGUCAACUAGAAUUACAUAAACAGGCCAUCAGUGAUCACAAGGCAUAUCAUGAGUUUUGUAUUUAUUUCUUGGAACAUGAGAGCUAAUUUGGAGUACAGACAGACCCUGCUGAGUAGAGUAUAAAAGUUAAUGUAAAGUCCUUAAUUAUAAAGAGUAGUCUUUUUAAAUAGAUGCAUUGAUUUGUCUGUAUAUCUUUGAAAAAAUUGAUUAUGAUUAAAUGUGUGCGUAGUUAAUUGCAAUUUAGGAUAAUACCAGGAUGUGUGGAUUCUGAGGUUUUGGCUUCUUGAGCUUUCUCUGAGUACUUGACACUGUUUUUUUGAAUAUUUUGAAGUUUCUAAUGAAUGGUAUACUAGUUUCUACUGUUUUAUAUUAAAAUUUCUCUAGUGUUAUGUAAGGGCUUUAGUAUUCUGGAUGAUGGGAGUGGCUUUUUUCGUGGUAUAUGGUUUUACUUAAUAGAAAUAUUUUUCUGCUUUAUUAUAAGUGCGAAAAAACACAAAAACUCUGGAUUGUUUUAUUUCAUUUUCAUUGGGUUAUGUUAAUACACUCUUUCACCUGGUCUAGACUGAGUCAUUUUAUCUUACUGUUUGACUCAUUUGUGGAAAUGGGUAGAUAGAAGAGGGAAGGGGUAGGCUCUUAUUUCAUAAUAACUAUAUAGCUGGUUAUUGUAUGGUAUUAUUCAAAACUUAUUAAAUCCCGUUCUUAUUAAAUCCCGUAAUCUAAGUGUAUUCAGUGCCUGUGAAGCCAGGCGGCAAAGAGCAUUCCCAUUAGCUUAUAUGUAAGUAGCUGAUGCUCCUACAGUACGGAUGGUUAUAAUUUCACAACCAGAGGUGUAGGCACCAACACAAUUUGGUGACCAUAACUACUACUUUGAUGAAUACAGAGUGGAUUAUUCAUUGAUAAUGAAUAAUUGUCUUUAAUAUGCUUACCUAGUUCAGCAUUUUGAAGGUGUAGUUUAAGGUCUCACUAAUUUAGUCAAAUUUUUAAGCUAAAUAAUCUGAUGACUUUUGAAGUUGAAUAGGUAUUAAGAUAUUAACAAGUGUUUUUUUCUUGCCAGACUCAUAUGAAUACAAAGCUUUGAGAACCUCCUAAAUGUUUAUAUUUUUACUGUUUUUCUGUUUUUUUCAUUUGUUACCAUCUAAGCCAGUGAUCAGAAAGGGGAAGUCUUCCAUUAGAAACUUGCAGAAUAUUUUGUUUGAUUAGCAUGGUGUUUUUCAUAUAUUUAAAUUUGAAUACAUUUAUAUGUAGCCUCAACACUCUCUCAGUCACUCCCUAUUGUCUUAAUUUUGUUGACCCAAAAUUACUUGUUGAAAAUAUUUUGCUCUAUUUUCAUAAUGAACUGAUUUAAAAAUCUAGUCACUGAUUGUGUUUUAAACAUUUGUGUAGUUCUGUUAAUAUACUGGUUUAAAUUUUAUUGGUAGCCCAACUUCUUUAGAAUGUGCCUCCAAAUUCUGUAUCUUUUCUGUAUACUCACUGAGGUCAAUUUCCUAGACUCCUCUGGCUCUUAGUGUACUCUAGUUUGGGGGUUAUGAAAUAUAUUAAUAAGUAAAGUAUAACAUAAUACACUUUUUAAAAAGCCAGAUAUGCAAAGUGGAUUGUAAAAGACAGAUUUAAAUAGUUUGUCUGCUAUGACUGCACUGAAAUAUUAAAAACUAUUUUUCUGACUGGCAGUGUUUUUUAGGUCUUAGCUACAAAUGACUGUUUCCUUAAAUUGUAAAGCUGAUCACAGCAAGUUCACAUCAUGUAUCUUCCCUCUGAACGAAAAUUUGGUAAAGUAGUUUUGUAUUAACAGACUUAAAAUGCUUUACAAAGCUUAUUUUACCCAUUUCUACUAAUUGAAGAGAUGAUUUAAGAAAUAUGUGGCAGAGGACAGAUAUUAGAAAGAAAUCCUUUUUGGUUACAGAAAGCAUUGUAAACUCUUAUACCCAUUUAUAGAUGAUAUGCUAGGGAGUAAAUACUCUGAGAAUGUUUAAGGAUAAGUAAGGAAACAAUCUGUACUAAAUUGUCAAACAACUUAGUUAUAUGAAUGGGGUUUGAAUGAUCUAAGUUGAUUGAACCAUUCUGUAUUCUUAAGGAGUCUAUUCAGUAAUUUGGGUUUCUUAUUUUUGAAGUCAGGAAUUCAUUGUUUCUUUCACUGUGAUAAAUAGAACUUUGCUUUAAGUAAGUGGUAGAAUGCCUGUACUGACCAGCCGUCAAAAAAAAAAAAAAGUGAUGGAAUACAGAUAAAAUGGAUAAUUUUGGGUCAGAGAACUUUUAAUCUUGAUAUUUUAGCUUGUAAAAGAAACACCUAAUUUUUUUGCCUUUUAAAUUUUACAUAUAUAUAUUUAUUUCUCUCCCUAGCUGUAAAAAUUAAAGCAUAUUCAUUAUAGGAAACUUGGAAAAUCCAGAAAGAAUCAAGAAGAAAAUCAUCCGUAACUCUGUAUAUAGUCCAGAGAAUAUCAGUAGUAAACAUUUUGGCAUAUUUCCUUUCAGUCUCUUGUGCAUAUAGAUUCUUUUGCAUCAUAAUUGGAUCAUUUCUUAUACAAAUUUGGUAGAGAAUACAUUUUAUGUGACUGUUGCAAGAACAAACCAUCUUUGCUUUCUGAAAAAUAUACUAAUUUCACUUGAAUUUUGGCAGCACCGCUUUAUUUUCAUUCUUAAACAGAGGCUGAAAGCCUAUUUCACUUGCAGAGCUGCCUUUUCUGAAUUGUCCUUUUUCAUAAUUUUAAGUAGCAUAAGAUUACUUAACAGACAUGUCACUAUACUUGGAAGGAAUAGUUAAGGUGCUCACGAAUGUGGAAUGUGGUACAGGAUGGCAUUUAAGGUUUUGCUUGGUGUUUUUUUGUGAUGACUGGCUUGCCUAAUAAGAAAGUGUUGGUCU
Messenger RNA from Galeopterus variegatus (Sunda flying lemur), 4787 nucleotides. RefSeq names its product CREB/ATF bZIP transcription factor (gene CREBZF). Lineage: Eukaryota; Metazoa; Chordata; Mammalia; Dermoptera; Cynocephalidae. Gene Ontology annotation, biological process: regulation of transcription by RNA polymerase II. Bases 1 to 1065 code for a protein of 354 amino acids. Gene Ontology annotation, molecular function: DNA-binding transcription factor activity; transcription cis-regulatory region binding. The transcript is spliced from 4 exons. Gene Ontology annotation, cellular component: nucleus. The record is from RefSeq and is a predicted model, not a curated record.